AUGACGGUUGAACGCCUGAUCCUAGCUCGCAAGGGUAUUCCCAGCGAGGUUAUUCCCACUCUUAUUCAGGCCAGAAAAGGAGUUACGUCGAAACAUUACCACCCUGUUGCUGAAGUUGUUCCGGCAUGUUGUCCGGAUUAUCCUGUUUGUGUGAGCUGGUAUAAAUCUCGCCGCUAUCUGUGUAAAGCCUUCUCUCGAAAACAUCUGUCUGAUAUUAAAACAGAAGAUAUAGAGGGAGAAGAAAAGACAUAUGUGACUGAUAUGAAGGAAGAAGAUACAGAGGGAGAAGAAGAGACAUAUGUGAGGGGUGAUCAGCAGUGUAAGGAGGAGGAGAUCCCUACAGAUAUCAGCACAGAUGGACACACAAGCAGGAAUAUCUCAGAAGGACAUCUAAUGUUAUCCCCGGAUUGUGACAUAAAAGAUAAUGACAGUAGACAGGAUUCUCCAGGAGCUAACCGCAUUACGCCAAUUAUACAUCCAGCUCUAUCAGCUGAUCCCUGUGAUUCUGGGAAAUGUUCUCCUGAUCACUCUGAUAUUGGUGCAUCUGUUACAGCUCUGACAGUAGAUACAGUGUUUCCCUGUUCUGUAGAUGCCAAAUGUUUUACACAGAACACAAAGCAUAUUAAUCCACAGACAUGUAAGGCAGGUGAGAGGCCACUGAUAUGUUCUGAGUGUGGGAAAUGUUUUAAAUACAAAUCAGAUCUUGUUGUACAUCAGAGGAGUCAUACAGGUGAGAAGCCAUUUCCAUGUUCUGAGUGUGGGAAAUGUUUUGCACGGAAAUCAGAUCUUGUUAUACAUAAGAGAAGUCACACAGGUGUGAAGCCAUUUUCUUGCUCUGAGUGUGGGAAAUGUUUUGCAUGGAAAUCACAUCUUGUUACACAUCAGCAAAUUUACACAGGUGAGAAUCUGUUUUCUUGCUCUGAGUGUACGAAAUGUUUUACACGGAAAUCAGUUCUUAUUACACAUCAGCGAAGUCACACUGGUGAGAAGCCAUUUCCAUGUUCUGAGUGUGGGAAAUGUUUUGCAUACAAAUCAAAUCUUACUAAACAUGAAAGAAGUCACACAGGUGAGAAGCCAUUUCCAUGUUCUGAGUGUGGGAAAUGUUGUACACAGAAAUCAGAUCUUGUUAAACAUCAGAGAAGUCACACAGGUGAGAAGCCAUUUCCAUGUUCUGAGUGUGGGAAAUGUUUUACACAGAAAUCAGAUCUUGUUAGACAUCAGAGAAAUCACACAGGUGAGAAGCAAUUUUCUUGCUCUGAGUGUGGGAAAUGUUGUGUAAGUAAAUCACAACUUGUUACACAUCAGAGAAGUCACACAGGUGUGAAGCCAUUUUCUUGCUCUGAGUGUGGGAAAUGUUUUACACAGAAAUCACAACUUGUUACGCAUCAGAGAAGUCACACAGGUGAGAAACCAUUUCCAUGUUUUGAGUGUGGGAAAUAUUUUGCACGGAAAUCAGUUCUUUUUAUACAUCAUAGAAGUCACACAGGUGAGAAACCAUUUCCAUGUUUUGAGUGUGGAAAAUGUUUUGCACGGAAAUCAGCUCUUGUUACACAUCAGAGAAGUCACACAAGUGAGAGGCCAUUUCCAUACUCUGAGAAAUAAGCUUUUGUUCCACACAAUAGACUUAAUUCAGGUGAGAAACCAUUUUAAUCUUCUGGAGUAUACUUAUCAUUGCCAUGUAAUGUUCCUCAAGAUUCUGUCCUAUCUCUUAGGCUUUUGCAAUAUACAUACAACAGGUCCUUCUGAUAGAAGCUCACCAACAAAGGGCAGGGCUACAGCUCAGCUUUGCAAACCAACCAGACUUAAGCUUGGGGGUUCAGAGUAACAAAAUGCUGAUCAUGUGCGGAAUCUUGGGGAUAAAUUUACUAAGAUGGGAGUUCUAUUUUAGAUGGGAUGUUGCCAAUAGCAACCAAUCAGAUUUCAGGUAUUAUCUUCUAGAAGGUGCUAGAUAAAUGAGAAGUAAAAUCUGAUUGGUUGCCAUGGGCAACAUCCCAUCUUAAAUAGAACUCCCAUCUUAGUAAAUUUACCUCUUGGUGUCCUGGAUGGUGGAGUGACACUUGGGGGGUAUUCAACUGUUUGAAAAGUCAGGUGUUUGUUUUUUCCUAUCUACUAGACUGGAAAAAACACCCCCAACCGACUUUUCAAACAAUUGACUUCCACGCUUACACAUCAGGUAUCAGCCACAAUCAGAUCCUCAUCUGAGGAACAUAGCCAGACUCCAGCACUUAUUUCCCUCAGAAGAUCUACCUACAGUCAUACAUGCACUUGUAUCAUCACGCAUAGACUACUGCAAUGUCCUCUACCUGGGUCUCCCAGCAAAAGAAUUGCACCACUUGUAGCUUGUACAGAAUGCAGCAGCCAGGCUGUUACCUAACCACACGUUCCUGCCACAUAACAUCCAUUCUCUGCUCCCUGCACCGGCUGCCUGUAAGAUGGUGACUAUUACAUAAUCUCACUGACUCUCCCAGCCCUACAUGACCAGGGUCCAUGUACCAGAAGCAGCGCCCUGUUUGGUUUCAUCUGCAGAUGAAGGACUGUAACCAGCAGUAUCAAUUCCCCAAGCAGCACUGAGGUGUCAGGGGAGACAGGGUAGGCGGCACCUUUGCAGUAGUGGGGGCUGCUGGAGCAGGGUCUACAUAGGUAAUAUUGUCUCCAAGCAGCGCUGAGGUGUCAGGGGAGACAGGGCGGAUGGCUGCAGUGCGGUACCAGGAGCUGCUGGAAGAAGUGUCUAUGUGGGUAAUCAUGUCCCCAAGAAGCGGUAAGGUGUGAGAGCGGGUGGCAGUA
Pseudophryne corroboree (corroboree frog) is the source of this 2784-nucleotide messenger RNA. RefSeq names its product zinc finger protein OZF-like. The transcript has 4 exons. NCBI's taxonomy places the organism in Eukaryota, Metazoa, Chordata, Amphibia, Anura, Myobatrachidae. The record is from RefSeq and is a predicted model, not a curated record. Bases 1 to 1602 code for a protein of 533 amino acids.